Molecule: messenger RNA, 3024 nt
Organism: Kickxella alabastrina
Lineage: Eukaryota; Fungi; Kickxellomycota; Kickxellomycetes; Kickxellales; Kickxellaceae
Product: glycine cleavage system P-protein-domain-containing protein
Exons: 2
Coding region: 1-3024 (1007 amino acids)
Biological process (GO): glycine decarboxylation via glycine cleavage system
Cellular component (GO): glycine cleavage complex; mitochondrion
Molecular function (GO): glycine dehydrogenase (decarboxylating) activity; glycine binding; pyridoxal phosphate binding
Source: RefSeq, a predicted model, not a curated record
AUGCUGCUGCGCACAGCCCUUCUACACACACUCAAGCCGCGCCAGCAAUCCUCCGCCUCUCCCGCCACCAGCACUAGCACUGGUGAGUCUGCUGCUUCCGCAGCCGCUGUCACAGCCGCCGCCGCCGAGGCCUUUGCCCCGCUGGACACCUUCCUAAGACGUCACAACGGGCCGCGCGAAUCGGACAUUGAGGCAAUGCUGCAUGGGCUGGGAUUCAAGACGUUGGACGAGAUGAUUUCGGCCACAAUGCCCGACAGCAUCCGCCUGACAUCCCCUUUGCAUAUCGCUGACAGCGAAUAUGCUGAGCGCGAGCUUUUGGCUAAACUCAAGCAGAUAGCGUCAAAGAACCAGGUCUUCCGGUCAUUCAUCGGCACCGGGUAUACGGACGUUGUGUUGCCGCCGGUCAUCCUGCGCAAUAUCCUCGAGAACCCCGGAUGGUAUACGCAGUAUACGCCUUACCAGCCUGAGAUCUCGCAGGGAAGGCUGGAGAGCCUGCUGAAUUACCAGACGGUUGUUGCGGAUUUGACUGGGCUGCCAGCGGCAAAUGCCAGUUUGUUGGAUGAGGGCACGGCGGCUGGAGAGGCCCUGGUGGUAUGCUUGAAUGCGGCGAAGAAGAAGACCAGAAAUGUGUUUUUCGCCGACGUUAACUGCCAUCCGCAGACUUUGGCUGUGCUGAAGACUAGAGCUGAGGGCUUUGGUGCCGACGUCGUGGUUGGUGAUUACAGCUCGUUUGAUUUUGUGAAGAUUGGCGAUCGUCUUGCCGGUGCCCUGGUUUCUUAUCCCGACACUUACGGCAACAUUGGUGAGUACAAGGCGCUUGCUGACAAGGUGCACGAUCUCGGCGGCCAACUUGUCGUUGUAGCCGACCUAAUGUCCCUGGCUGUCCUGCAGUCGCCGGGCGAGUUCGGUGCCGAUAUUGCCAUCGGCAACAGCCAGCGCUUCGGCGUGCCCCUGGGCUACGGCGGGCCCCACGCGGCGUUCUUCGCCACGACAACAGCCAACCAGCGCCGCGUCCCAGGCCGCAUCAUCGGAGUGUCCCGCGAUGCCUCCGGCAACCGCGCCUACCGCCUGGCUCUACAGACACGCGAGCAGCACAUUAGACGCGAAAAGGCGUCGUCCAACAUUUGCACGGCGCAGGCGCUUCUGGCCAACAUGGCUGCUAUGUACGCGGUCUACCAUGGUCCUGAGGGCAUCCGCAACAUCGCCAACCGCAUCCAUCGGUUCACUCAGGUCCUGGCACAGGCUGUCGAGGCAGCAGGCCACUGCGUUGAGAACCGGUCGUAUUUUGAUACCCUGCGUGUGAAGCUUGCCGACAGCGUCAAUGCCGCAGACAUCCAUGCUCGGGCGGCCGAGCGCAAUAUUAACCUGCGUCGCAUUGAUGCGCGCACUGUGGGCCUAACCCUCGAUGAGGCUAUCAGCCGCGAGGAGCUCGUACAUCUUGUGGAGAUCUUUGGUGGUAAUGCAGCGGGCAUUGAUGCGCUGGCGGCGGCAGCCGCGCCAACGGUUGCUGAGUCUGCAGCCAUCCCUGCGGGUCUUGUGCGCCAGAGCGCCAUCCUCACGCACCCGAUUUUCAGCCGCUACCACUCGGAGACCGAGAUGCUGCGAUACAUCACGCAGCUGCAGAACAAGGAUCUGUCGCUGGCUAACGCGAUGAUUCCCCUGGGCUCAUGCACGAUGAAGUUGAACGCGACAACAGAGCUGAUUCCCAUCACCUGGCCUGAGUUCUCACAGAUUCACCCGUUUGCGCCGCGCGAGCAGACCCGUGGGUACGCGCAGAUGAUCCAGGACCUCGAGGAGGACCUUGCGGCGAUCACCGGCAUGGAUGCCACCACAGUGCAGCCCAAUAGCGGCGCCCAGGGCGAAUAUGCUGGUCUGCGUUCAAUCCGCGCGUACCAGGCGUCUAUCGGCCAGGAGCACCGCAAUAUUUGCCUGGUGCCUGACUCCGCACACGGCACCAACCCGGCGUCGGCCGUCAUGGCCGGCCUCAAGGUUGUCAUUGUUAAGUGCGAUUCCAAGGGCAACCUGGAUUUGGCCGACCUCGAAGCCAAGGCCAAGAAACACGCCGCUAACCUGUCGGCUGUCAUGAUCACGUACCCAUCAACCUUUGGAGUGUUCGAGGACGGUGUUCUGCGCGCCAUCGAGAUUGUGCACGAUAACGGCGGCCAGGUGUACAUGGAUGGCGCCAACAUGAACGCGCAGGUCGGGUUGACGAGCCCCGGCCACAUGGGCGCAGACGUGUGCCAUCUGAACAACCACAAGACUUUGGCUAUUCCACAUGGCGGAGGCGGCCCUGGUGUCGGUCCGAUCUGCGUUAAGAAGCAUCUUGCACCUUUUCUCCCGGGCCACCCUGAACUGUUCAAGGCCGACGGCUCACCCUUUAGCACUGUGGGGCCAGUUUCCGCUGCGCCCUAUGGUUCCGCCGGUGUGCUGCCCGUCACCUGGUCGUACAUCAAGCUGCUUGGCGGCCGUGGCAUGACUGAGGUCUCAAAGACCGCCAUCCUCAACGCCAACUAUAUGGCCAACCGCCUGCGCGAUCAUUACUCGAUUCUGUUCACAAACGAGCAUGGCAUGUGCGCGCACGAGUUUAUCCUGGACACACGCCCCUUUGGCAAGACAGCGGGUAUUCAGGCGAUUGAUGUAGCCAAGCGCCUGCAGGACUACGGCUUCCAUCCCCCGACAAUGUCGUGGCCUGUGCCGAACACCAUCAUGGUUGAGCCGACGGAGUCUGAGAGCAAAGAGGAACUGGAUAGGUUCUGCGAUGCGAUGAUUGCUAUCCGGGAGGAGAUUCGUGAGAUCGAGGAGGGGAAGCAACCGGUGGGUGAUAAUGUGCUGAGCCAUGCCCCGCACACUAUUGCCACUGUGUCUGCUGAGGAGUGGACUAGGUCGUAUUCGCGCCAGAAGGCCGCGUACCCGUUGCCUCAUUUGAAGGAGCGCAAGUUCUGGCCGUCUGUUUCGCGCGUCGAUGAUACGUAUGGUGACAUCAACCUUAUUUGCUCAUGCCCUCCGAUGGAGAACUAUCAGUAA